CAUAUUGCGCAAACCACCGCCAAUUUUUACCAGGCAGAUGGUGUCGUUCUUUUUGGUGGAGAAAAUUUAAUAUUUUUUAAAGAACAUACUAAUAUUUUAUAUAAAAUUUAUUAUGCAAUUAAUAUAUCAAAUGUUGUACGCAAAAUUUCGAAUUGUUAAAGAUUAAAGAGCGUGCGACUAUUCUGUGCCAAAUGCACAUUAAAGCCUACAAAUCCGCGCGCGUUUUGGCUUGACUGAUUGUUUUAUUUCAUUGUUUCUUUUUAAGUGAUACAUAUCAGAAGGCCAAAUGGCAGCUAACGGAUCUGGCGUAGUGCAUAAAAUUAACAACAGCUAUGAGUCGGAACCAUCAACUGGCAGCGGGUCUUCACUAAGCGAAAAUAAUGAGGGCCAAAUAUCUGACGAAGAGAAUAUAUUGAAUCUGCCAUAUCUGCUUAAACCUAAGGCAAUCGCAUCCAAAUCUCAGAUAGUUUUGCAUGAUACCAAUAAAACAAUCCUACAAGGCAGCCAAGAGUCGGAUUUUAAAGGUUUUGGAGAUAGUCCAUACGGAAAAGUCAAUAAGCAGCUCUAUGGUUCCCAGUUGCAGAAUUUAAAGUUACCCGAGCCAGAACAGCCCACAGGGUCCCGGAAAUCACCGGGUAAGACUGUUUUUCCAAGGUUUUACGAUAUAGUCUUGGAGGAAAACAGUUCUAAUGCAGUGGAUUUGCCGCUGCGCAAUGAACAGCUCGCCAUGGACAAUAACACGGUGAAUUCAGUUCCAAUACUCAGCAACCUGUCGUUUAAUGGCAAAAUUAAAAGUCUGACCGAGGAGCGCAAUUCAAAAGAUGUUGAUUUAACAACUAACUCGGCAAACUGCGACAUUCAGCAGAAUGUUCGUCCUUCUGCGCCACUAGAUAAUUCAAUGAAUACCUCAAAUCAGCUGACGGACUCGUUUAUGCUGAAGAAAUACAAUAAUGAACGGUCACCCGAUCUGUUUGCCGACAGCGAUGGUAAUGAAGGUGACGAGGACCAAUCCGAUAAAGUCAUGUGCAUAGCUCUUGAGGAUGUGCCUGAAGUACUGGGGGAAAGUCGCUAUGUCGAUGAGACGCUCGAGCAAAAUAUUCCUACACGAUACUCUCUUACCGGUCCUACGGAAUCAAGUUUUGUUGACGAGAACACGCUCGACACAUCAACUACUCAGAUAUCGGGCAACGAUUCGCGAUCCCAUUUUCUUGAGAAUUGCCGGCGUGAGCGUGAACUCUAUCGGCGCAUUAGCAGAUGUCUACAAGGCGUGCGUCCUCCACCAUCGGUAACCUCGCCCGACAUCGAUGUCCUUCAGACAGUUGUAAAAAUGAAGGAAAAUGUACUGAACUUUUUAAAAACAGCGACAGUACCGCCUGUCGAGGACAGCGGCAUUUGUGCUACACCAUGCCUAUUUAAGCCCACUCACAGCUUAGACGAAGCACAAAACAUGGCUUGGCGUGAAGUGCUGGGUGUCCGCCAACAUGGGCUCAGUUACAACUUGAACAAAGCUGCCGAACAAAAUGAGUAUCUCAGUCUGUCUGUUGUGGAUCGCUAUAUAGGCGCUGAAACUGCCACUUCCUAUGUACGCUCACCAUCCAGCGCCAAAAAGCGCAACAUGCGCAUGAAAAUGCUAACACAAUCACCGGGCAAUCGUCUGAGUCAUUUAGCGAAAAGGCGCGCCAUAUUCUCAUCUGCAAAUCUAGCAACCAACUCUUUGAAGUUAAACAGCUCUAUAGGUCCACAGAUAUUGCUUGACAAAAAAAAAGUCCGAAAUAAACGCAAAGCUACGCCAAAACGCAAAACUCCGGGUAGCAAAAAGAAAACAGCGCGCAAAACGCCGUCCAGUUCAGCACGAAAACGUCUUUAUCGCAAUGAUCUCAUCAAACCAGGCCCCUCACGUGAAACAUCUAAGCGAGCACUAUUUCAAAGUCCCGCAAAGACGCAGCAGCUCAAUAAAUUGUUGCCACCAAAGCCGCUUAUCAAGCCUGAAAUCGCGAAUCGCGUGGAGAAAUCCAAACGGGCCCUUUUCUCACCUGACAAUCAAACCAUCGCUAGUAACAACCAAUUAGAACAGUUGCUUAAGCGCAAACGCAACGAUGAGGAAGAUGCCGAUGAUUUGUCAAGCCAAAGCAGCAAACUUUUCCGUGCCAACAGCAGCAGCGGCCUAACGCCACGCGCCCUUAAGAUAAAGAGUCAAAGUUUUUGUAUUGGAGCUGGUUCCUCCACGACAUCGCAACAGAAGGCUGUUCUUCACGCUCAGCAGGCGGUGGCAACAGCGACGCACACACGCUUGAGCCUAGGACUUAGUGGCAGUAGCAGCAAUUUGACCAGCACAGCCAGCGGAACACCCUCAGGCAUUAAGCUGCAUCGUGCGCAAUCUGAGAUGAGUGCCUCGACGCACAGCACUAUGACUGAGAAUCAGCGCAAGAAAUUGCUUUGGGCCGUGUCGCAAGCUCUGCAGGAGAAAAAGAUAUCGGCCAAACAUGAGCAUUUCCGCCAACAUGCCGCUGACUUGGCACGCAUAGUAAAGCGCAUCUUUCAGGAAUUUUAUUUGGGCCAAACCUCUAGCAACAGCGAAACCUUACUACGAUUGGCCAAGAAGUAUGCGUAUAAUGUGAUAAGCGGCAAGAACAGCGAUGAAAUUUAUGUGUAUGCGCGCAGUCAAGAAAGUGAUGCCAAGCGCCAGUCAAGCUCACGUCUUUCCGGUUACAUUGGACCAGAGGAGUUUGAACAGCGGAAGCUGCUGUUUUCACACUCUACCAACUCAUUGGCGCGCAGUAAACUUACCGGCUCAGCUCACAACAUUUUUGGCAGUGAGAACUCAAUCGAUUCCUUCAGUCUUAGCCAGAUGAGCCAAGUCACUUCUGGCUACGGCGACACACAAACCCAAUCGAGUUUAGUGGAACGCAUUUCUGAAGAAUUGUUUAAUGGUGGUAAAACCAAAAAGCUAUCCAUACAACCAAAUGCAUCGCUACAAAACAGCUCCUCGAAAAGCAAUUUGGGUGGAUUGGCGUUGCGGGAGAACAUGGAUUGUGAGCAACGGCGUUCGGCGCAGAAGAACUUUACUGGCAAGGAUCAACGUAAUAUAAGUCCUUACUAUAGCGGAAGCAACAACAACAGCAACAGCAAUGGUCUAAGUGGGAACAACUCAGCUCGCAAAAUUCAGGCAAAAACAACAGACUCUGGGGCCAAAGCCAAGCGCCAGAUUUCCUUUGAUAGCUAAAUUUUGUACACCUUUCAAUCAUAGUUCCAUUUAUAUGUCACUUUAUACCAACGUAUUGUAUUUAUUCUAUAGAUCUUUUUUUGCUAAA
Scaptodrosophila lebanonensis is the source of this 3311-nucleotide messenger RNA. RefSeq lists its product as uncharacterized. Bases 287 to 3223 code for a protein of 978 amino acids. The transcript is spliced from 8 exons. Lineage: Eukaryota; Metazoa; Arthropoda; Insecta; Diptera; Drosophilidae. The record is from RefSeq and is a predicted model, not a curated record.